AUGGGGGAGGACAGGAAGGGGAUGGUGGCGCCAUGGGUGGCCGCCGUCGAGCGCCAGCUGAAGCAGGACGGUGUCGCUGAUCCGGUGGCGGAGGCGGCGCGGUGGCGGAAGCACUCCGUGUACCGCGUGCCGGCGCACAUCAAGAAGGACGGGAAGGGGAAGCAGCAGCAGGCGGCGGCGGCGGCGUCGCCGUACGAGCCGCAGCUGGUGUCGCUGGGGCCGUUCCACCACGGCCGCGCCGACCUGCUGCCGAUGGAGGAGCACAAGCGGCGGGCGCUGCUGCACCUUCUCCGGCGGACGGGGAGGCGCGCCGGGGACCUCGUCUUGGCGGUGGAGGCCGUGGCGGAGACGCUGGGGGACGCGUACAUGGACCUCGACGACGGCCGGUGGCGCGGCGACGGCGACGGCGGCGGCGGCAGGGACAGGUUCGUGGAGGUGAUGGUGACGGACGGGUGCUUCCUGCUCGAGGUGAUGCGCACGGCGGAGGUGGGCGGCGAGGUCGACGACUACGCGGCGAACGACCCCGUGUUCAGCCGCCACGGCGAGCUGUACGUGUUCCCGUACGUCCGCCGCGACAUGCUCAUGAUGGAGAACCAGCUGCCGCUGCUCGUUCUCCAGCGCCUCGUCGGCGUCGUCUACGGCGCUCACAAAUCGACGGACGACGCGAUCAACGACAUGGUGCUCCGAUUCGUGUCGAUGACGCCUGACCCGCCGCCGGUGAGCAGCGGCGCCCUGGCGCUGCACCCCAUCGACGUCUGCCACCGUAGCCUCCUCCACGGCGCGCCGCCGCCGACGAGCAGCAGCAGCAAGGGGCAGCGGGAGGACGACUUCGUGCCGUCGGCGACGGAGCUGGAGCAGGCGGGCGUCCACUUCAGCCGGAGCGCGACGCGGAGCCUCCGCGACGUCAGCUUCCGCCGCGGCACGCUCUACAUCCCGGAGCUCGCCGUGGACGACACGACGGAGCACAAGCUGUUCAGCCUGAUGGCGUACGAGCGCCUCCACCCGGGCGCCGCCGCCAACGAGGUGACGGCGUACGUGUUCUUCAUGGACAGCGUCAUCAAGAGCUCCGACGACGCGCGGCGGCUGUCGGCGAGCGCCAUCGUGGACAACGGGCUCGGCAGCGACAAGGCGGUGGCGGAGAUGUUCAACCGGCUGGCGAAAGGGGCGGUGCUGGACCGCCGGAGCGCGCUGCACGACGUGCACCGGGAGGUGAACGCCUACCGGAGGAAGCGGCGGAACAAGUGGCGGGCCAGCCUCGUGCAGAACCACGCCGGCAACCCCUGGGCGAUCGUCUCCCUCGUCGUCGCCUUCGUCCUCCUCGUCCUCACCGUCGUGCAGACCGUCUACACCGUGCUGCCUUACUACCAGCAGGAGCGCGGCGGCGGCGGAGGAGGAGAGUCGAUAUUAGUUGGGGAUGACCAAUUCUAUGAGCUAUUGGGUUUGAGGGCUGAAGAUGAGGCUGAGUUCGCUAGGCAAGCUGAUGCUCAUGGUGUACGUCCUGAUGUUGUUGGUGCUACAGCUGGCGAGGGUGCUGCUGGUGCUGAUGGAUGUGAUGUUACUGGGGCAGCAAUUUCAGUUCAUGAUGAAGUCCCAGGGGAUAGGGUCAUGGCAUAUGACCCUAAUAAUCGUUGCAUGAAGGCUAGCACAGUGUACCCUAACAUGAAGGAAUUUAGAUUUGCCAUGAGACAGUUUGCUAUAAAUGCAGAGUUUGAGUUAAAGUUGGUGAAAACUGGCCCUGAGAGAUACAUUGCUGGUUGCAAAGUUGAAGGAUGCCCUUGGCAUAUUGUUGGACAUUAA
This is a messenger RNA of Oryza brachyantha (malo sina), 1797 nucleotides long. RefSeq names its product UPF0481 protein At3g47200-like. The record is from RefSeq and is a predicted model, not a curated record. The coding region runs from base 1 to 1797 and encodes 598 amino acids. The transcript has 4 exons. NCBI's taxonomy places the organism in Eukaryota, Viridiplantae, Streptophyta, Magnoliopsida, Poales, Poaceae.